Molecule: messenger RNA, 1614 nt
Organism: Grosmannia clavigera kw1407
Lineage: Eukaryota; Fungi; Ascomycota; Sordariomycetes; Ophiostomatales; Ophiostomataceae
Product: cytosine-purine permease
Exons: 4
Coding region: 1-1614 (537 amino acids)
Biological process (GO): transmembrane transport
Cellular component (GO): plasma membrane
Molecular function (GO): transmembrane transporter activity
Source: RefSeq, a predicted model, not a curated record
AUGACCAGAGGAUUAGGAAAGAUGUCGUUUGACAAAGACAACUCGACAACGGACCCGUUCGCCGGUGAUGCGGAGAAGCAGAUGCCCAAAGAAAACUCCCACCCAGUUGAAGAAGCCAGCACACAGCGUUGUCGUGGCCGUUUCGGUGGCGUGUUGGGAAGUUUGUUGACUGUCGAGAAGGGUGACUUGUCUGAUCCGGGAAAGGAACACAACCUGAAAUGGUACCAGCGGCUACUGGCUGCUGGCAUGGAGACGAAUGGCAUUGAGCCGGUACCCGUCGCCAACCGGACGAACAACCAGCACUGGAAUCUGUUCACUCUCUUCUUCACCAGCAUGCUCUCUCUUCUGCCUCUCCCGACAGGUAUGCUGGCCACCUUGAGCUAUGGCCUCAGCCUGCGUGACGCCUCUCUCGUCAUCCUCUUCUUCGGCCUAUUGACUUCCAUUCCGCCCGCUUUCCUGGGUAUUGGCGGAACCCAAACCGGCAUGCGCCAACAGAUCCAGGCUCGGUACUCGUUCGGAUUAUACCCCGCUGUUGUCCCUCUUAUUCUGAAUGCCGCGACGAUCACCGGCUUCACCCUCAUCUCCGCCGUGGUCGGUGGGCAGACCAUCUCGGCCCUCAAUCCGGAUCAUGUGAGCGUCAAGGUCGGCAUCGUCAUCAUCUGUCUCGUGAGCUUCUCCGCGGCCCUUCUUGGCUACCGCGCAUUGCACUGGCUGGAGACCUGGUCGUGGAUUCCCAACCUCAUUUCCCUAGUAGUUGCUGUGGGUUGUGGUGGUAAGUACCUGCACCUGCAGUCCGACACCCUACCUGCGACGGCUUCCCAGGUCCUGUCCUAUGGUAGUAUCGUCGCAGGCUAUUUCCUGACAUUUAGCGGUACCACUUCCGACUAUUCCACAUACCACAACCCAAAUGUGUCCAAGACCAAACUCUUCUGCUAUAUGUAUUUCGGCAUAUUGUUACCGUCUAUACCACUGCUCGUCCUGGGUGCCGCAAUUGGUGGUGCUGUUCCAAACGUGCCUUCGUGGAGCGUUGCAAACGAUAGAAGCAGUGUGGGGGGUGUCCUAUAUGAGAUGUUGCGUCCAGCCCACGGCUUUGGGAAAUUUCUCGUCGUGUUGCUUGCCCUCAGCAGCAUCGGAAACAUCGCCAUAUCGUCAUACUCAAUGGCACUGAAUAUGCAGAUGAUGCUUCCCAUUUUCUCCCGCGUUCAUCGCUUUAUCUUCAUCCUCAUCGCGAUGGCUAUUGUCAUCCCCUGUGCGAUCAAAGCUGCCCAAGCGUGGGAGGAGAGCCUCGAAAACUUCCUGGCCAUUAUUGGCUAUUGGGCAGGCUGCUUUUCCGUCGUGCUGAUCGAAGAGCUGACAAUCUUCCGUCGCAUGGACUUUUCGUCUUAUGACAUAACCAUUUGGAAUGUUGGCAGCAAGUUACCGACUGGCAUACCCGCUAUUGUUGCGUCGAUUCUCUCAUUCGGUCUUGUUGUCCCAGGCAUGGAUGAAGUUUGGUACACUGGUCCAAUCGCUAAGAAAUCCGGAGACAUCGGGUUUGAGAUGGCUUUCGCCAUCACUGGAGUGUUCUACCUCCCUCUUCGCUGGGUUGAAAUCAAAUGGCGGGGUCGCCUCUAG